UUAUUAAUUAUUUAAAAUUUUCGUGCGUAACUUAUAAAUAUAAUCCAAAGUAGGUAGCGUGACGCAUACAGUACAUUUUCGUGCUACGCAUAAUACCCAUCAACCUAUUUGCGUGUCAUACGUGAUCAUGCUUACACCCAUACACCACCCAAAAACAUAUCAGUACCAUAUAACCAGAAUAAAGAAGAUAACAAGAAAGAUUAAUGAUAUAACCUAACUGAAGUGCCAGGCUGUCUGCAAUAAAUUUGUAGGUUAGUGUUGGAGGGGUUAAACACGUUGAACACAGGUAUAUUAUUAUGUUACAAUGAGUUCACAGACAUUAAUAAGUGUGAUCAUACCAAUUUAUAAUGGAUCCCCCUGGAUAAAUCAGUGCUUUAAUUCAAUCCUACAGCAACAAAUAACACCAGACGUUAAUUUAGAAGUAUGUGUAUGUAAUGAUGCUUCACAGGACGAUACAAAACAACUGCUGAACUAUUGGCAUACUGUCUUUCAACAAAGUAGUAUUAAAUUAAAAGUAAUUGAUAAUGAAAGUGGGACACCGUAUGGUGUUUUAGUUGGCUAUGCAAAAAAUAAAGCCAUUAGCAUUAGUGAAGGUACCUACUUAUGUUUUCAAGAUGUGGAUGAUAUUAUGAUGCCUAACAGAAUUUCAGAACAAUAUGAGAAAGCAAAAAUAUUACCACAAGAUACAAUUAUUGGUUGCCAGUUUAAACGAAUACCAGAAAACUCAACAAACAGAUAUACAGAGUGGGCUAAUUCUUUGCCAAAAGAAAAACUUCACAUACAAAUAUACACUUCUCAUGGUCCCACUGUAAUUAUGCCAACUUGGUUCUGUCAUCGGAAAGUUUUUAACAAUGUUGGUGGUUUUUCUGAAGGAGGAAAAGGUACCCCAGAAGAUUUGAUAUUUUUUUAUAAACACUUGGAUUUAGGUGGAAAAGUAUUUAGAGUAGAUCAGUGUUUGUUAACUUAUACUUAUCAUUUAAACGCCGCAACGUUCUCAGUACAGGAAUCUACAAUUUGGAAACUAAGACUGCAAAGGUUGGAGCUAAAUGUUUUAAGCAAUUGGGAAAAAUUCACUAUAUGGAAUGCUGGCAAGCAAGGUCGAAGAUUCUACCAUUCACUAUCAGUACAACAUCAAAAAAAAGUCAUAGCAAUGUGUGAUGUGGAUGUUAAAAAAGUGGGUAAAGCGUACAUUCCAUUUGAUCCUCACACAAGAGAAAGUGGAACUCCUGUUGACAUAGUACAUUUCAAGGAUGCAAGUCCCCCAUUUGUUGUAUGUGUGAAAAUUAAUCUUACAAACGGAGAAUUUGAAAAAAAUUUGUUAUCUUUACACUUGACGGAAAAUAUUGAUUAUGUACUAUUUAGCUGAAGAAUUAAAAAGUCAUAAUACCAGGGAAUAUACCAUGACAGACUUGGAUUCUUUUCACACUAAAUGAUCACCCCAGAUAAAAUGUGUUAUAAAAGUACCACUUAUGCGUAUGAAUUGAUGAGAUAUUUUACAAUCUGUACGCUCUUGUUUUCAUUUCAACUGAACCAUAUUUCAUAUUUUCUCGAAGUUUCAUAACGUCUAGAGCAUGAAAAAAUAGGUCUUCAGAGUCCGUCUGAUUGUGAUGUAGGCAAGGAUUGUAGGUAUUUUGUAUGAUAUUUACGUGUAAUGUAGGAAUACCGCAUUUGGUAAAACGCCAACCAAAGUUUGUCUCAUUAUUCCCUUCCAAAGACUGACGUCAUUUCAUAAUUUUACUAGAUAAAUUCUAUAUAAAAUGUCCAAAAUAUGUAUGUACUUGCGGUUUUUUUGUGCAGCCAUAUUUUUCUGAAUUAGUUUUUUAGAAUUUUUCAACAAAAAUUAGUGAAUAAGUAGUUUAUUUUAUUGAUUAAAUCAAAAACGGGUUAUCUUAUUUUCAUCAAAUUCUGAGAAUGCAGCGUUGUUGAAUGAUUAUUACACUGGACCUAUACAAACUGUUAUACUAUCUUUUACUAAACAGUUAAAGUAGUCAAAAUUUUAUUGUCUAAGUUAGUUGAAAUGUGCAGAAUAUCAUGCUUUCAUAGAGUUGUAUUUAUUUUCAUCAUAUAUAGACUUAUUUUAUUUUAGCUCUUAUCUCAGCAAGUGUUUUUCUGAAAUCGCAAAUAAUAAUGUUAUAUUGUAAACAUCAUAAUUAAUGUACAUAUUUGUUUGCAUCAAACGGUUGUUGAACUCAUUUUAAAAUUAUGAAAUAAUUAUUGAAAAACACGUUUUGAGAUACACUAGGUAUUGGUUGUGUCCGGUGAAGUUAAAACUAAACUGUUAUAAUUAUUGUGUGAACUGUGGGAAAACUGUAAAUGACUGCGAUGUAAUUGUAUUAUUGGUUGCGUUUGGGUCUUUAUGACGAGGAGCUUCUUGUAAAUAACCUGUAUAUAAUU
Molecule: messenger RNA, 2394 nt
Organism: Zophobas morio
Lineage: Eukaryota; Metazoa; Arthropoda; Insecta; Coleoptera; Tenebrionidae
Product: UDP-GlcNAc:betaGal beta-1,3-N-acetylglucosaminyltransferase-like protein 1
Exons: 8
Coding region: 305-1366 (353 amino acids)
Source: RefSeq, a predicted model, not a curated record